Aspergillus fumigatus Af293 is the source of this 1161-nucleotide messenger RNA. RefSeq names its product pectin lyase. The record is from RefSeq and is a predicted model, not a curated record. The transcript has 4 exons. Gene Ontology annotation, molecular function: pectate lyase activity. Lineage: Eukaryota; Fungi; Ascomycota; Eurotiomycetes; Eurotiales; Aspergillaceae. Bases 1 to 1161 code for a protein of 386 amino acids.
AUGAAGACGGCGGUUCUUUCUCUUUUCCUGGCCCUCCAGACCUAUGCCCGGGUGACCGGCUCUCCAUCUGGCUUUGCUGCCGGCACUACGGGGGGUGGUUCGGCGACCCCGGCAGCGCCCUCCAGUCUGGACGAGCUGGUGCAAUGGAUCACCGACGAUAAGCCCCGCGUGAUCCUCAUCGACCGGACCUGGGACUUCAUCGGCACCGAGGGCACCACCACGGGCAAAUGCUGCAGCAUGCCCUCCACGACGGUCUGCAGCGGCGGAACCUCCAAGGGUCAGGCCUGGAUUCAGGAUCACUGUGAUGGAGGAUCCUGGGUGUCGUGCAAGUACGACAAUGCCGCGCUGACGCCCCUGGACGUGGGCUCGAACAAGAGCAUCGUGGGUGUCGGCAACAAGGGUGUCAUCAAGGGCAAGGGUCUGCGAGUGCGCAACGGCAACAAGAACGUGAUUAUCCAGAAUAUUCACAUUACGAAUCUGAACCCUCAAUACGUCUGGGGCGGUGAUGCCAUCACCCUCGACAACGCGGACAAGGUCUGGAUCGACCACAACAAGAUCUCCCUCAUCGGCCGCCAAUUCAUCGUCAGCGGCUGGGGCAAAGCGGGCCACGUCACCAUCUCCAACAACGAAUUCGACGGCCGCACCUCCUGGUCCGCCGGCUGCAAUGGCAAGCACUACUGGACUCUACUCCUCCUCGGCGAGCAGGACUACUACACCUUCCAAGGCAACUGGCUGCACGACGUGUCCGGCCGCGCCCCGCACAUGGGAACCGACCACACCAAGUCGCAGAUCUUCUUCCACGGCGUGAACAACUACUUCCAGAAUGUCGGCGGACAUGCCUUUGACGUCGACACCAACACCUGGGUGCUGCUCGAGGGCAACUACUUUGAGAACGUCAACACGCCGCUGACCGAUACCAGCCUGCGGGCCGGCGGCAAGCUGUACACCACCUCCACAGUGGCUGCGGCCGGCGCCUGUCAGGAUAAGCUGGGAUAUAUCUGCGAGUGGAACCGCUUGGCGGGAUCCGGUGCCUGGAAGGACCGCACCGAUGCGGAUGUCAAGACCAAGGCGGCUGCGUUCAAGAGCAGCCUGGUGGGCCAUUAUCCUGUGGCGGAUGUGCCUGCCAAGGUUGUUGCCAACGCGGGUGUUGGCAAGCUGUAG